AUGGUCAGCAAGGAGGGCGGCAAAUGCAUGCUGGCCGCGUCGGAGAGCGAAGUGGAACCCGCCGCGUGCCUGGCACUGGAGAUGAAAUACGCCCUGGACCCCAACCGGCAGAUUAAAAAACGGAACAAAGCCCUGCAGGUGCGCUUCAAGGACAUCUGCGAGGCGCAGAACGAGCAGAGGGACACACAGCUCAUGUCGGGACUGCAGGGCGAGAAGCGGGAGGCCAAGCCAGUGUCCUGCAGGGCUGCUUAUCGCAAGUACAUGACGGUGCCCGCGCGCAGGUCCAUCCCCAACGUCACCAAGAGCACAGGCGUGCAGACCUCGCCCGACCUCAAAAAGUGCUACCAGACGUUCCCUCUGGACCGCAAAAAAGGCAGUCUCAAAAGCAUCCCAGCUGCGGAUCCCUUUAAGAGCCAAAACAAUGGGUUUCCAGCAGACGCUAAGGACAAGGGGGGACACCUGGAGGACGCCCCGCCGUGCGGCGCAGCUCGGGUGCACAAAACCAUGGCCUUGGUUUUCCAUUCUGAGGAGCAUGUGAAUGCGCUGGACCAACCGGCCGGGGUCAACUGUGCGGGGCCCUGCAAAAACCCCGACGUGCUCAGCUCCCGAGAAGGCCCCGUGCAGAGCCCCGCUCGGCCCCCUUCUCGAGAGCCCGGGUCCCAGCUGCAUGGGACAGCCGAGUCCGACAGGGGGACGCCGGACUCCGAGGAGCCCGUCCCGCCCGCCCUCGGGAGGGUGUUUAAAACGGAGGUCGCCACAGUGUAUGCCCCUGUCCUCGGUGCCAGGGCCCCCGAGCCAGGCCUGUCAAACUCUGCCGCUGCAAGCCAGUGGUCCCUGUGCCCUGCGGAUGAGGAGCGGAGGAGAGCCACACAUCUCAACGGGCUCCAGGCGUCGCCGCUGCAGCGUCUGUCCCCCGAAUGUAGUGACCAGCCCCUGCAGACGCAAGCCCCACCGGGGCUGGACAACCAGCCCAGCCCGACGGCGGUGGCUGCGGGGGAAGAAUGCCAACAAAUCGUGCCUCAUACGGACGUGGUCGACCUCAAAGCCCAGCUGCAGAUGAUGGAGAACCUGAUCAGCUCGAGCCAGGAAACCAUCAAAGUGCUCUUGGGGGUCAUUCAGGAGCUGGAGAAAGGAGAGGCUCAUCGGGAAGGGCUUUCAUAUCGGACGGGGCAAGACACAGCUAAUUGUGACACAUGCAGGAACAGUGCAUGUAUUAUCUAUAGCGUGGAACUGGAUUUUAAGCAGCAAGAAGACAAGCUGCAGCCAGUUUUGAGGAAACUCCACCCUAUUGAGGAAACUCAGGUCUCACCUUCGCCUUAUUCUCAGGAGACGUACUCCUCAACUCCCAAGCAAAAAUCCAAAACUGAAUCUAAAAAGCAUGGAAGAUGGAAACUCUGGUUCCUUUAAAACUCAUGGUGUUUGGAGUCUCGAGG
Galeopterus variegatus (Sunda flying lemur) is the source of this 1433-nucleotide messenger RNA. RefSeq names its product family with sequence similarity 196, member A (gene INSYN2A). Gene Ontology annotation, cellular component: postsynaptic density. Bases 1 to 1407 code for a protein of 468 amino acids. The transcript has 3 exons. Gene Ontology annotation, biological process: inhibitory postsynaptic potential. NCBI's taxonomy places the organism in Eukaryota, Metazoa, Chordata, Mammalia, Dermoptera, Cynocephalidae. The record is from RefSeq and is a predicted model, not a curated record.